UUGGGCGCGCGCCGGAGCCGAGCCGGGGCACUCUGCGCGCCCGCCGGCCCGGGAGCUGCACGGCCAGGCGGAGGCCGGGACUCCGCGCCCCGGCGCGGGGAGGAGGGCGAAGGCGCGAGGCGAUGGCUCCGCGGGCACUGCGGGGCUCCGCCGCCCUCGCCGCUGCUGUCUUCCUGGGAGGCGCCGUGGCUUCGCCGUUGGUGGCGUCGGACAAUGGGGGCGGCCACACGCUGCACUCCAGGACGGAGACCACGCCGUCCCCCACGAACAACGGGGGCCAUCCCGAGUACAUCGCCUACGCGCUGGUGCCCGUCUUCUUCCUCAUGGGUCUCUUUGGGGUUCUCAUCUGCCACCUGCUCAAGAAGAAAGGCUACCGGUGCACCACGGAGGCGGAGCAGGAGAUGGAGGAGGAGAAGGUCGAGAAGAUCGAACUCAACGACAGUGUCAACGAGAACAGCGACACCGUGGGGCAGAUCGUCCACUACAUCAUGAAAAACGAAGCCAACGCGGAUGUCUUAAAGGCCAUGGUGGCAGAUAACAGCGUGUGCGACCCUGAAAGCCCCGUGACGCCCAGCACUCCCGGGAGCCCGCCCGUGAGCCCCGGGCCCCUGUCGCCGGGGGCCACGCCGGGGAAGCACGUCUGCGGCCACCACCUGCACACGGUGGGCGGCGUGGUGGAGAGGGACGUGUGCAACCGGUGUCGGCACAAGCGCUGGCACUUCAUCAGGCCCGCGGCCAGGUCCAGAGAGGCGCGCCCGCGGCGGCAGGGCGAGGUCACCGUGCUCUCGGUGGGCAGGUUCCGUGUCACCAAGGUGGAGCCCAAGGCCAGCCAGAAGGAGCGGAGAAGUCUGAUGUCCGUGGCCGGAGUGGAGAGCAUCAAUGGGGAGGUGCCCGUGACGCCCGUGAAGAGAGAGCGCAGUGGCACCGAGUAGCAGGAGUGGUUUUACCUGAAGACUCCCCAGCCUCUGAAAACUUGAGAGAGAGGAAGUUGCCUAGGGAAUACUUUUUUGCUACCUUUUGUACAGUUUCUCUCAGAGGCGGCAGGCGUGUGGACGACACGAAAGAGAAUGUCGUGGCUAAGCUGUGUGUAAAAUCGCUCGGAAGCAGUUUUUUGCGAAGUUGCUAGGAAAAAUGGGUUAUUUUUCCAGGGACUGAAAAGCUCCUUUUUGAUCUUCUCAAUCACCCCCCGGCCACGGCCCUUCUCAGUCCCUCCCUGGCCCCCCCCCCCCCCCCAUCUUCCUGGGGCUUGGCUACACGCUGCAAUCUUUCCAGUACUCUCACUCUGUACAGCGGGGCGAUUUGUGUACAGUCUGAGUGUGUGUGUGUGUGUGUGUGUGUGUGUUCGCGCGUGCAAUAUUCACAUUCCACUUUGCUCCUGAGUUAAGGGAUCCUGUUACAGUUUCACAGUUACGGACAAACUAGACUCGGGUGGUGAAAGCCUCGGGCGCCAGACUCUGGGUUCCCAGGCCUGCUGCGGCCACGCUGUUCUCCGGCCACCCGGAUGCUGUUGUCAUUCUUACGACGCUCAGGCUAAGCGGCUUAGUCUUUGAGUAAAGGGGGAUGUGGCUUCAAGCCUCCUUCUCCACCCUGCUUCCUUCUGCUGUCUUGGUUGUGUCGGCCCGCAGGCCAGCGGGGCAAGUGCUGCGGGCAGGUAUCAGAAGGGUGGAGAACGCUUUCAUUGUGAAAACCACUUGUAAAACGUUUCCACAACCCCGGGCCAGAACAGAACCCCACAUGUCCACUGCUGGGGCAACACGGCCAGCGUGGUCUCUGCCACAUUUCUCCUGGGAAGCUGCGGGCUACUUUUCCUUUUCCUGAAGUAACGCUCAUCACCUGCCACCCUUGGCGGUCUCUUUCCUGGGGGCCCAGAAAAAAAAUACUUGUUGCUUUUUUUUUUUUUUUUUAAAGCUUCAUAGUUUACACACCUAAAAAGACUCGGACGCCAAGAUGGUAAUGCAUUUAUGGUAGGUCCAAGCCACAGGGUCCAUAAGGGGUCCAGCCCCAGGAAAUAGUCCAGUGAGGUCCAGUGAGGUCCAGAUGAGGAUGCAGCAGUGUUGGACCCGGGGCAUUUCUGUCUCACAGACAAAAAGCACCUUUUCUCAUGUGACUUCCAAAAGACAGUUUUCACAAACAUGUCCUUCAGAGUAUUUACGGUAAAUAUACUCAUUCCAUUCUGUCUGCCGUCCAGUUAAAAAUGUCUAACUUUUAAAACAAGCGGUAGGUGUGGUCUCAUGUGAAUUCUUACAGUGAAUUGAAAGACGUGGGUGUGUGCGUGUGCGUGUAUGGUGUGUGUGUGUGUGUGUGUGUGUGUGUGUACACGGGUACAUCACAUACAUAGGAGACUAGAGGAAAUCAGUGGGGAAAUAAAUUUGAUUGAGGUCCCAAAAGUAUCAAUAUAGAGAUUUUUUGGAGUGUGUACUAGUGUAAAUAACAUAUGCAGUCUAGCCGGUAGUUUUAGUAAAAAGAGAAAACAAAAAAAGCAUCAUUUUGGCCUGGGGUGGGAUGUAGGGACUUAGAAAAUACACCCUCAAAACGGUGAGGGGUGGACUGUAAGCUAUUGUACAGCUUUAAUUAUUUUUGAACUUUAUUCAGGUUAGAGCACUUUGUUUCAAUAGCAAUACAACAAGCAAAAGAAUACGCAAAGAUAUUUAAAAUUGUAUUUAUACCGAGAGUGCGUUUUAAAUAUUUUCUAAUACUUGAGUAGUUUCUGUCUGGCUGGCUUCCGACAUGCCAAAAGCUAAGCAUCGAAUAUUUUCAACACAUAAGCUUUGUACUGGUUUAUACUCUACUAAGAAUCCUUAAGUGUUCCCAAGGCGGCUGAUGUUUACAUGCUCCGGGCUGGUGGGGCCCACACACGCUCACCCCGACGCAAGACACUAACCACCGCCCCCCGGCCCGGGACACGCAGACAUGAGUUGGCUACCACCUCGAUGUAAAAAUUUGUAAAGGAAACCUUUUCAGCAUUUUUUCAGUGUCAAAUGUAUUUUUAACUGUCUGGUUUGUACUUUUCCGACUUUUGUACUACCAAAGCAGAGUUAAAAAUAAAAAUGUUUCAGUAUGGUC
Molecule: messenger RNA, 3063 nt
Organism: Sorex araneus (European shrew)
Lineage: Eukaryota; Metazoa; Chordata; Mammalia; Eulipotyphla; Soricidae
Gene: RELL1
Product: RELT like 1
Exons: 7
Coding region: 123-932 (269 amino acids)
Biological process (GO): positive regulation of p38MAPK cascade
Cellular component (GO): plasma membrane
Source: RefSeq, a predicted model, not a curated record